CGUCGCAUCAUGGGCGUAUACACACUGGAUCGCUUUUGCUACUACAGCACAGAAUACGGGGCAAAGUCAAGAAGCCGCUUCUUUUCCUUCCUAAAUAAUAUUGAGCAACUCGCAACCCCGCCGCUCCAACAGGGACUGGAGGAGGAACAGCGAUUCCGAAUAGCGAAUGAUAUUUUCAUAUCGUUUGGAUCUCGCCAUAAAGACAGAGGGGGGAAAUCAUUAGGUUAUGAAUUAAAAGUACCAUCAACUCAGCUUAUUGCGGUCCUCGCUGCGCAAUACCUGAUAUUCGAGCAUUUCGACGAGGGUGGCCGAUAUGACCUUCGUAUCAAGACCGACCCGGAUUUUAGAAGCCGGAUAGUAUGUGCGGUUUUGUCCGGGGUUUCUCAGGACCCGCCUAUGCAUCCGAGGGCAUUCGCAAUGCUGGAGACGAUUUUUAAAGGCGGAGUCUCUCUCAAUACCCGAUACAAAGCUCUUAUCGACGGUGCACCGGUCUAUAUGGAUCAUUUAUGGUAUCAUACAUUGAGAAGAAUUAUAUUUUCCGACGCGGAGCCGUAUUCGUCAUGUUAAACCCAAGACCCAUCAAAGUGGCGAUUCCAAUAUAAACUCUUCGAGCUGUGUCUAAGAUACGGGGCUGACGAAGACCUUAGCUUGAUAUUCGGUCCUUGCUACGAAAGAAUUAGCUCUGAUCGACUGCUCGUAAAAGUCUACAUUAGCGAUUCCAAGAGUCAGCCUCGUGCAUUACGCUUACACAAUGUCAUGGACGGAUU
Daldinia caldariorum is the source of this 767-nucleotide messenger RNA. RefSeq lists its product as uncharacterized. NCBI's taxonomy places the organism in Eukaryota, Fungi, Ascomycota, Sordariomycetes, Xylariales, Hypoxylaceae. The record is from RefSeq and is a predicted model, not a curated record. The coding region runs from base 10 to 567 and encodes 185 amino acids. The transcript has a single exon.